Molecule: messenger RNA, 2483 nt
Organism: Salarias fasciatus (jewelled blenny)
Lineage: Eukaryota; Metazoa; Chordata; Actinopteri; Blenniiformes; Blenniidae
Product: protein starmaker
Exons: 7
Coding region: 239-2326 (695 amino acids)
Source: RefSeq, a predicted model, not a curated record
AGAAGGUGUGUCAGUGCAGCAGCAGAACACACAAAACAGUACUUUUUUUUUGAGAAUUCAUGUUUUGGAGACUCCAGAGCAGUCAGCUUGUCUUCUUGAGUGGAAACCACUUGCAGCAGCAACAGAUGAGCUUCUUCUCGCUCUCUUCCUUUUUCAGACUGGAGCUUGUCAGCGACGAUGCAUUAGUAUUAUUUCCCUCAGAUAAGUUGUAGUAUAACUCACUGAUUUGUCUGCAAAGAUGGAAAGUUUCUCUGAACUCCUCUCUGAUGCAUUCUCAGAGACCUCCGGUCCGUCUUUCUCCGGUGAAGAUCUGGACUUUGAGAAUUUGAAUUUCGAUGAAAACUCAGAGGAAGACGAGGCACAGCGUGUGACAGCAAAGACAGACGGAGCUCUGCUGCAGGAAGCCACUGGUGAAGCUGCAGAGCUGUUUGACGAGGAAGAUGAAGAUGGGCUGCACACGGCCGAAAAGGUUUACAAGGAGCCCGUCGAUGGAGGCAGUGAUGAGGAGGAUUUUCCGGGCGUAGGGGCCGGUCUCAUGAGUCUCAACAAAGCACCAGAGGAGGAUUACACGAGUUCAGAAGAAGAGUCUGAUGAGGAGGGUCCUGCCUCCGGAGACGACGAAGACGAGGAUGAGGAGAAGCCGGGGGAUUUGCUGGAGUCAGUCCGCCGCUCUGAUGAGAACGAGGACAGGAUGGGAGCAGGAGGACAACCUCUCGCCCCGCAGAGUCCCGGAAACCCUCAAGUUAGUAACAGGGAGCAGGGCGAGGCCGAGAGCGACGAGGAGCUGUCCUAUUUUGGACAAGUCCCAGAGAAAGGCAGCGAGACGGCGAUGAGGAGCGAUGAGAGCGAAGAGGACGAGCGGGAGAGCGACAAGGAAGAGCCAGAGUUUUCAUCUGGAGCUGAGAGCGGAGGCAUGAAGGUCGAAAUCGAGGAGCGAGAGGUUGACCAUCCCAGCAGGCCGCAUCCCGCCCGAGCAGGCCUGGACUUUCAGUGCUUAUCGCUGCAGAACCUGCAGGAUCUCAUCACCGAGGUAGACGGCGAGGAGUGUGUGGAGAAAAUGAAGGAGUUCUCGGGGGAGGAGCAUCAGGACGCAGGUGAGAGCUUCGCCGAUUACCCCUCAGACUUUUCCUCUUGCGAAUACGUACAAGACGGAGCCAGAGAUCAAGAAAGCGACGGCGAGGCAGACGCUUCGUCCGGUCCGUCUGGCUGCGGAUGGUAUCCGCAGCAGGACGGGGGUUUGGAGCGACACGUGGCGGACCUGACGUGCUCCGACGGCGCCGAGGAGCCCGAGGAGCCCGAAGAGAUGGACGCCGCCGGGCUCGUGAGCCUGAACGUGGCAGGUACAGAACAGAGAGAGCGGAGGGCCGCGGUCGUGGAGCUCAUGGAGGCAGAUGGAGACGGGACGGGCGAGAGCGACUCCUACAGCUCCAGCGAGGACGACGACGGCGGCAACGUGAGGAGGAGCGGCGGGGAAACGUCCGGUCAGUGGGGUCAACAAGACCCCGAAAACAGGAGUCAGCUGGAUUACGCUGAGCUUCUCGGCGGAAGCUGCGCCAUGUUCCGCAGCUCAGAUGACCGUCCCAUGACUAACAGCAGAGUCGACCCGGCAGAUCUCGUCAGCUGGGAUUUCAAUAUGUUGAAAACAGACAGACUCCUGUCUGAGUUUGUGUUAACCACAGACGACACACAACAGGCAGAAACACACACUUCAGGUGUGAACACCGAAGACCACAACAGCUACUCAGUGGUGAAGAGAGACGACACCAAGAGCCCGUCGUCCCACGGAUCGCUGGACGACAGCUUCUUCUUCAACGUCGGAGUGGAGACCUCGGGAGGCGCCGAGGAGCCGGGAAGCGACGAGUACGAAGAGGAGAGGAACUGGGAGCAGGAGCAGGAGAGAAUCAAGGCUUUCUACGAGUAUUAUGACGACAGCGACGAGGAGAAUGACAGAGAGGGAAGACCGACAAAAGUUCAGUUUUGCGCGGAGACAUUGUCUCAAGUCAUUCACUAUGAAAGCGACAGCGACAGAGAUUCACUCAGCAGCUCCACAGACAGAGAGGACGACCAGAGCUCCGCAGAUACAUCUGAUGAACUGGUGGUGCCAGAUGACACACAGCAUGUGAAACCUGAGAGCGAGCCUCUCGCCUCUCAGCUGCAGGACGGCGAAGCAGACAUCAGGAACACACAGAUCCCAGCAAGACGCUCCAGAUGUCUGGGCCUGCUGAAGCUGAUGCUGAAGACGGGUCUGGUGACGGCGGCGGGGCUGCUGAUGUUCUGGCUGGCCACCGACGAAGCCGACUGGCUUCACCAGGUUUCCAUCUUCUAGGGCAGCAGUUCAAGCUUUGGUCAUUCAAAUUGUUUUACAUGCUUAAGAUGAGAGCAACAUAAGAUUUCUUAGAAAAAGCUACAUAGUGUAAAAUCCUCGGCAUUCAAACCUGUUGAAAUGUCUUGUUAUCUUGACUAAUAAAUACCUAAUAAAUGUC